AUGGAUUUCAGAAAAAUUUUUCUUUGGUCAGACUCCACUAUAACUCUUCAGUGGAUAAAAACUGAGCCUCACACUCAACCUACCUUCAUCGCUAAUCGAAUCGCGGUAAUCCAGAAACUCACACCAUCUUGCGAGUGGAGAAAUGUCCCCUCCCAAGACAACUCCGCAGACAUGGUAUCGCGAGGCCAAAUGCCUCAAGAAUUUUUGGAAUCUCAAAUCUGCAAAAAUGGCCCUCACUGGCUUUCUCAGGAGGAAAGACACUGGCCUGCUAAAAUUCACGUAGAAGUAGCACCGCCUAAACGAUCUUUUAUCGCCGCGCCAAUUAACGUGAAAGUCGUACUCGAAAGAAAAAAUCUUCUCGAAAAAUAUAGUUCCAUGGCCAAACUUCAGCGCCACAUCGCCUAUCUACUUCGGUUUGUAAACAAUUUAAAAAACAAAACUAAGAAAUGUAUUGGUCCUCUCUCUGAAGAAGAACUUGAUUCUUCAGCUCGGCGUAUAAUUGAACUCACACAAUCAGCUGAAUUCUCGAAAGAAAUCACUCAUUUAAAAAAUAGCGAAAAAAUAGAUGAUCGUAGCCGUCUAAUUCCUUUGAACCCAUUCGUCGAUAAUCAGGGAAUUCUCAGAGUUGGCCGUAAGGUUGUUCACUCGGAACUGUCCUAUGAUCAAAAACAACCCAUUUUAUUGCCGUCAAAUCAUCACAUUACUCGACUAUUAAUUCGCGAAGAGCACUUGAGGCUUAAGCACGCGGGCGCUCAAGUCACCUUAUAUUCGGUUUACGAGCACUACUGGCCACUAGAUGGACGUAAGGUACGCACUCCGCAAUCUUUUCGACCAUUUCUUAAUGUCGGGGUUGAUUACUGUGGUCCACUGUACAUCAAGGAAAGACGCUUUCAGAAUCGAAAAAGGAUUAAAGUUUAUGUCGCGAUUUAUGUUUGUAUGGCCACUAAGGCUGUCCAUCUUGAACUAGUCAGUGAUUUGACAACAGAAGCUUUUAUUGCUAGCUUAAAAAGACUUUUUUCUAGGAGAGGAAAAUCGAAAUCUAUCUAUUCCGAUAACGGAAAAAAUUUCGUCGGGGCUAAUCGCGAGCUCAAUGAACUUUACCAAUUGCUUCUCUCGGCUGAGCAUAAUAAGAACGUUCAGCAAUUCUUGAUAAAUGAAAGAAUCACGUGGCAUUUAAUACCUCCCGAAGCACCACAUUUCGGUGGUCUUUGGGAGGCUGCCGUGAAAUCCUUCAAACACCAUCUUUUGCGCACGAUCGGAGACACUUUACUGACAUAUGAGCAACUUGAAACUUGUAUAAUUGAAAUAGAAGCAGUUCUAAAUUCUCGUCCUAUUUCCCCUAUGUCUGCCGAUCCUAACGUCCUUCGUCCUUUGACUCCUGGUCACAUCCUAGUUGGUGGUCCAUUAGCAAGCAUUCCCCAGAUAAACCUCUCGGACACGCCUUCCAAUCGCUUAUUGGCUUGGGAGCACACUCAAAAAAUGCGGGAGCAUUUUUGGAAGAGAUGGGGUUCGGAAUAUCUGAACCAGCUCAUCGUUCGUAGCAAAUGGCCACUUAACUCCAGCCAUUGUAUCAAAGUCGGAUCCAUGGUAAUGAUCAAGGAAGAUGAAAUCACUCCUCCACUGCAGUGGGCAGUAGGCAGAGUCAUUGCUGUCCAACCAGGCGAGGAUGGAAUCAUCAGAUCAGCUACUAUAAAGACUGUUAAGGGAGAGUAUAAGCACGGAAUUAAAAAGCUCUUUCCCCUUCCUAUCGAGUCUCCAGUAUCUACCAACGAAUAA
Molecule: messenger RNA, 1776 nt
Organism: Belonocnema kinseyi
Lineage: Eukaryota; Metazoa; Arthropoda; Insecta; Hymenoptera; Cynipidae
Exons: 1
Coding region: 1-1776 (591 amino acids)
Biological process (GO): DNA integration
Molecular function (GO): nucleic acid binding
Source: RefSeq, a predicted model, not a curated record